Messenger RNA from Neoarthrinium moseri, 1179 nucleotides. RefSeq lists its product as uncharacterized. Gene Ontology annotation, biological process: regulation of endocytosis; regulation of ARF protein signal transduction. The coding region runs from base 1 to 1179 and encodes 392 amino acids. NCBI's taxonomy places the organism in Eukaryota, Fungi, Ascomycota, Sordariomycetes, Amphisphaeriales, Apiosporaceae. The transcript has 3 exons. Gene Ontology annotation, cellular component: Golgi membrane. Gene Ontology annotation, molecular function: GTPase activator activity. The record is from RefSeq and is a predicted model, not a curated record.
AUGGCUUCCAAAGCCAUGUGGGAGGUCGACCCCGAGACGAAAUCCAAGUCCAUGCUAAUCAUCUGCCUCCUCCUCCUCCAGCUCCUUGCAAUCCAGAAAACGAACAACAAUAACAACUGCUGCGACUGCAAUGCCCCCAACCCGCAAUGGGCGUCGCCCAAAUUUGGCGUCUUCAUCUGCCUCUCCUGCGCCGGCGUGCACCGCGGCCUCGGCGUCCACAUCUCCUUCGUACGUUCCGUCACCAUGGACGCCUUCAAGCAGGCCGAGAUCGAGCGCAUGCGCCUCGGCGGCAACGACGGCUGGCGCUCCUUCUUCGAGAACCACGACGACACCAAGAUGAUGGGGCUCUCCUGGGACGACGCCACCAUUGCCGAACGGUACAGCGGUCAGGUUGGCGAAGAGUGGAAGGAGAGGCUUAGUGCCAAGGUUGAGGGCCGCGAGUACGUCCCCGGCGAGAGAAAGAGCACACCCCAGCCCGCUGCUGCGAGCAAGCCGCCGCCCAAGCAGAUCAGCAGGACCGGCACGCCAAUGCAGGGCGUUGCGACGAGUGGGAGCCGCACCGCGAGCCCGAACCCACCUGGCGCCGCCGGUAAGGUCAAGGUCGAUGACAAGUAUUUUGCAAAGUUGGGCGCCGACAACGCCUCACGACCGGACGGCCUGCCACCAAGCCAGGGUGGCAAAUACGGUGGCUUUGGUAACACUCCUGCGCCUACGGGCAACGAGGGACAGGCUGCCGUCCCGAACUGGGACGAGGUGCAGAAGGACCCCAUGGCUGCGCUGACCAAGGGCUUCGGGUGGUUUGCCAGCACGGUUAGCAAGACAGCGAAGACGGUCAACAGUGAUUUCAUACAACCAACGGCUAAGCAGAUCUCGGAAUCCGACUUCGCUGCCCAAGCCAAAAUCGCUGCAGGAAACGUUGGGCGGGUGGCCCAGUCAGGGGCCAAGAACGCCCAGGAGGGCUUCAACCGCUUUGUGGAGGGCCCAGAUGGACAGAGACAACGCUCUGGCAACAUUGACGAGAGCAAGAAAGCCUUCUGGGAUGACUUCUCCAGCGUGGCGGACCAGAGACACGGGUCAGGCCCCAAGUACAGCUCAAUCGGCACGUCUGCUAUGGGCGCCAACAAAGGGCCUGGUGGUGGAGCGGCAGGAAAGAAGGACGACGAGUGGGACGACUGGUAA